Ciona intestinalis (vase tunicate) is the source of this 2233-nucleotide messenger RNA. The record is from RefSeq and is a predicted model, not a curated record. NCBI's taxonomy places the organism in Eukaryota, Metazoa, Chordata, Ascidiacea, Phlebobranchia, Cionidae.
CAAUGGUGUUUCUAUAAAUACAUCAUAUGUGGCUACUAUAACAUCCCUCAACCCAAACACUCCACACACACUGAGGGCAAGAGUAUCUCAAUUAAAUGGUGUGACAUCAUUCACAGCAACACAGAGUCCAUUUGGUGCACAAAAUUCUGUCAGCACAGACAAAAUUUCAGCUUUUGGUCGAGUUGUACUUUUGUCAAAAAACUUCACAUCCAACCUUGAAACAGACCAAGUGUUUAUAAACCAAACCAAUGCUGAACUACUGGCAGCAUACAAGGCAAUAUCCUCAAAUGUGGAAGAUGUUUUGAAGGUAGAAGUUGAAAACAACAGUGGGAAUGUUCUUUACCAUCAUGAGAUUGUUUUAUCUGAUCGAAAUGCAUCGGCUGCUUCAGUUAAUCCUAAUAUUACUCAACUUACACUGAAUAAUGGAACAUUGUAUUCUGGAUUCUUAGCAGCCUAUGAUUUGGCAAGAAGUCCUGGAUAUUUAUACAGAAUUCAUCCCCACACAUCCACACAAAGAAUAUUAGUAUACCGAAAUAAUGGCUUGUGCUCUCCUGUUGGUUUAGCGGACGAUACAAGAAAUUGGGUUCUGUAUUCAAAGGCUUCUGGAUCUGCACUCACUGCAACAAUUAUAACUGGCUCUGAUAGGCUACCUGGAACAGCAACCGACAUUGCAUUAACAAAUGGUGGAGUCACUUCCACUGAUGGAACAACCAACUAUUUCAACUUUUCAAGCAACACCAUAUAUGGUAUAAAACAUAGAUACACGAUAAAGUUGUGUUCAUCCAACAAUACUACAGCUCCUGUAUAUGAUCGAGUGUAUGAAGCCGCUUUCCAAAUUGCAACUUCUGUGCCUUCCGACAGAUACACAAUCUUCUACACAACAGCACCAGUUAUAUCGACGUCAACAAUCAGCAGCACACCCGGUGAUGAUGGAACCAGUGUUACAAUCAACAUUCCUCAAACUUCAAUACCCAGAGCUAUUGGCUUAACAGCGACCUUCAAUACUUCUAAUACAGUCACACUAGAUGAGGCGGACCUAGAUGGAUCAUCGGUGUACCAGAUAGUAAUGAGCAACUUACCAGUGAACAGCACACUCACAACCAAUCUUAAUGCUACUGUUCGUCAACAUACUCAAACUGCAUCAUCUGCUACAACUACAAUUGAUAUCACAACAGAUACUAACGAAUGUGCAUUGGGUACACACAACUGUCAUGCAAAUGCUACUUGUACCAACACAAAUGGAAGUUUUACAUGUGCUUGCAAUACUGGGUUUACUGGUGAUGGUGUAUCAUGUACAGAUAUUAGUGUCUGCAAAACUGGGUUUACUGGCGAUGGUGUAUCAUGCACAGAUAUUAAUGAAUGCACAUUAAAUACUGACAAUUGCGACACAAAUGCCACUUGUACCAACACAAAUGGAAGUUUUACUUGUACUUGCAAUACUGGGUUUACUGGUGAUGGUGUAAACUGCACAGAUAUUAAUGAAUGCACAUUGGGUACACACAACUGUCAUGCAAAUGCUAAUUGUACCAACACAACUGGGAGUUUUACAUGUACUUGCAAUACUGGGUUUACUGGUGAUGGCGUAUCAUGCACAGAUAUUGAUGAAUGCACAUUGGGUACACACAACUGUCAUGCAAAUGCUAAUUGUACCGACACAGUUGGAAGUUUUACAUGUGCUUGCAAAACUGGUUUUUUUGGUGAUGGUGUAUCAUGUGCAGAUAUUGAUGAAUGUACAUUGGGUACACACAAUUGCGACACAAAUGCCACUUGUACCAACACAAAUGGAAGUUUUACUUGUACUUGCAAUACUGGGUUUACUGGUGAUGGUGUAAACUGCACAGAUAUUAAUGAAUGCACAUUGGGUACACACAACUGUCAUGCAAAUGCUAAUUGUACCAACACAACUGGGAGUUUUACAUGUACUUGCAAUACUGGGUUUACUGGUGAUGGCGUAUCAUGCACAGAUAUUGAUGAAUGCACAUUGGGUACACACAACUGUCAUGCAAAUGCUAAUUGUACCGACACAGUUGGAAGUUUUACAUGUGCUUGCAAAACUGGUUUUUUUGGUGAUGGUGUAUCAUGUACAGAUAUUGAUGAAUGUACAUUGGGUACACACAACUGCCAUGCAAAUGCUAAUUGUUCCAACACAAAUGGAAGUUUUACAUGUGCCUGCAAGACUGGGUUUACUGGUGAUGGUUUUUACAUGUAUUUGCAACACUGGGUUUUCUGGUGA